This is a messenger RNA of Penicillium roqueforti, 990 nucleotides long. Its product is annotated as intradiol ring-cleavage dioxygenase. Gene Ontology annotation, molecular function: catechol 1,2-dioxygenase activity; ferric iron binding. The record is from RefSeq and is a predicted model, not a curated record. The transcript is spliced from 2 exons. The coding region runs from base 1 to 990 and encodes 329 amino acids. Gene Ontology annotation, biological process: catechol-containing compound metabolic process. NCBI's taxonomy places the organism in Eukaryota, Fungi, Ascomycota, Eurotiomycetes, Eurotiales, Aspergillaceae.
AUGGACCCCUCCAAAAUCAAGAUCCCCCCAAUGAAAGACCAAACCGUGGACAACAUCACCGCGAACGUAAUCACCAUCAACAGCCUCUGCCCAGACCCACGCCUAAAAUACAUCCUCGAACGCCUAGUAACGCACCUCCACGACUUCGCGCGCGAAACCCGUCUCAGCAGCGCCGAAUGGAUGACCGGCCUCAACUUCCUAACAGAAGUCGGCCAAGCCUGUACAGACGUACGACAAGAAUACAUCCUGCUGUCCGACGUCCUAGGCCUCUCGAUCCUCGUCGACUCAAUCGACCACCCCAAGCCGAAGGGCUCCACAGAGGGAACCGUGCUGGGCCCGUUCCACACGCACGACGCCGAGGAAAUGCCCGCCGGCGCGUCCAUGUCGCAUGAUCCGCACGGCGAGCCGUUGCUGGUUGUUUGCUCGCUGCGGGAUUUGCAGGGGGCGCCGGUGCACGACGUCAAGGUCGAUAUCUGGGAGACGGAUUCGACGGGCCAUUAUGAUGUCCAGUAUGCUGGGAGGGUGGGGCCGGAUGGGAGGUGUGUUAUGCGCUCGGAUCAAGACGGGGUGUUUUGGUUUAUGGCGAUUACGCCGGUGCCGUAUCCGAUUCCGCAUGAUGGGCCUGUUGGGAGGUUGCUGGAGAUGUUGCGGCGGCAUCCGUAUCGGCCUUCGCAUAUGCACUUUAUGUUUGAGAAGGAGGGGUUUGACCAUUUGGUUACCGCUCUCUAUCUCCGAAAUGACCCUUAUGAAACAUCUGAUGCGGUCUUCGGCGUUAAGGAUUCCUUGACUGUAGAAAUUGGUAAGGCGGACGCGGAGAUCGCUAGGAAAUAUAAUGUCCCCGAGGGCCAUGCUCUCCUUACAUAUGACUUUGUGCUUGUCUCCGACGAAGAGACGAAAGAGUUGCGUGCGCAUAACUCCAAGGUCGCGCUGGACAAGCUAGGACGGAAAGUCAAGAUUGUCAAUGGGCUGCCUGUGCCGGAUCUGGAUUAA